This is a messenger RNA of Nematolebias whitei (Rio pearlfish), 1672 nucleotides long. RefSeq names its product serine protease 23 (gene prss23). Gene Ontology annotation, biological process: proteolysis. The transcript is spliced from 2 exons. The coding region runs from base 249 to 1385 and encodes 378 amino acids. NCBI's taxonomy places the organism in Eukaryota, Metazoa, Chordata, Actinopteri, Cyprinodontiformes, Rivulidae. The record is from RefSeq and is a predicted model, not a curated record. Gene Ontology annotation, molecular function: serine-type endopeptidase activity.
UGAGUCUGUGUUUGAACUGGACAAGUUUACAGAGAUCUGGAUCUCACUCCACACCUGUCCUUUCAUUUCAACAAAAAGAGAAAACAGAACCUCCACUCCAGAGAGAGAGAAACCCCAGAGAUUAAAGGAGGAGGUAAAAAUAAAAUGUAAAAAACCUGUCAGCUGAGAUCAUGAGGGAAACCUGGAGGACUGACCCUGACUGGGAUGUAAACACAGACUAACCUGCAACCACCAGUUUUGUUUCCGUGAUGGCGCCGUGUGUCGUCUCCCUUCUCACUCACCUGCUCCUGCUCAUACAUCACUUCCUGCCCCUCACCCUGUCCUUACUCCACCCGCCCGUGCACGGGCCCACGCUGGUCCCCCGCACCCCGACGCCCCUCGGCCGCUCCCGCUUCAGCGCCCAGACUCAGCUGGACCUCACGACCCACUGCAACUCCAGCUGCUUCCACCGAGGAGGUCAGGAGGAGCUGAGGGAGCAGCUCACCGACAAACUGGCCUUCGAGACUCUCUACUCAAACGGUUUCCGCACUCUCACCACAGUGGAUGUGGAGGACGAUGAGGAGGUCGAUGGUGAUGUGGGUCACUUUGAUCACCCGUCUCCAUGGAGACUGAAGCCGAGGCGAGUGAAGCGGCAGAUCUACGGUGCUGAUGGGCGCUUUAACAUCAAAGGUGACAACUUCCUGUUGGAUUACCCUUUCUCCACAGCUGUCCGCAUCUCCACCGGCUGCACCGGCGUUCUCGUGUCCCAGCAGCACGUCCUCACUGCCGCCCACUGCGUGCAUGAUGGGAAAGAUUAUGUGCAUGGAGCGCGGAAGCUCAAGGUGGGGUUCUUGAUCCCCCCAUCCAUCAACGGCACAAAACCCCGCUUGGUUUCCAACAAGAAGCCUCUGGUUCGUUGGGUGCGAGUGAAACGAACCCGCGUACCAAAAGGCUGGAUCCAGGGCCCUCAGGAGGUCAGCAUGGACUUUGACUAUGCCCUGCUGGAGUUGCGCUGGCCCCACCGGCGGCCCUUCAUGCGCCUUUCUGUGGCUCCCUCCUCAGAUGACCUGGCAGGGAAUCGCAUCCACUUCUCUGGGUUUGACAGCGACCGGCCCGGGGAACUGGUGUACCGAUUCUGUCCUGUGGAGGAAGAGUCCAGCGACCUGAUCUACCAGCACUGUGAUGCUCGGCCUGGGGCCAGUGGCUCCGGGGUCUAUGGACGAGUGUGGGACAAUGAUCUGGAGCGCUGGGAUAGGAAGGUUAUUGGGAUUUUCUCUGGCCACCAGUGGCUGGAGAUCGAUGGGGAGAACAGGGAUUACAACGUGGCCGUGCGCAUCACUCCUCUGAAGUUUGCUCAGAUCUGUUAUUGGGUCCAUGGAAACCGAAUGGACUGCACUCAGGACUAAGGAACAUCAUUAGCCUAAAGAUACACAAGAGCUAGGGGUGUAACGAGAUCUUGUGCCACAAGAUCUCAAGUGUUCUCAUUGGGUACAAGAUGGACUUGGGACUCUUGAACACCUGCCUUACAUUGUUUGUGUUUUUCCAUCAUUUUAAUAAGUUUGUAGCUUCUUGAAUUUUUAUUGAGGCUUUUUUUUAAAACUGUUUUGCUGCGAUAACACAUCUUCACUAAAAAUUAAGUUUAAAAAAAUUAAAUAUAAGGAAUACAUAAACAAAAAAUCCAAUACAUUCUGUU